Condylostylus longicornis is the source of this 1302-nucleotide messenger RNA. Its product is annotated as prostaglandin reductase 1-like. The record is from RefSeq and is a predicted model, not a curated record. The transcript has 6 exons. The coding region runs from base 220 to 1230 and encodes 336 amino acids. Gene Ontology annotation, molecular function: 2-alkenal reductase [NAD(P)H] activity; 15-oxoprostaglandin 13-reductase [NAD(P)+] activity. Gene Ontology annotation, cellular component: cytoplasm. Gene Ontology annotation, biological process: prostaglandin metabolic process. Lineage: Eukaryota; Metazoa; Arthropoda; Insecta; Diptera; Dolichopodidae.
AGUUUUUGUAGUUGUUAAUAGUAUAACCUUAUCUAUUAUAAACCAAGAUAAUUUUUGACGGUAAUAAUAAAAAUUCCACAUAGGUACGUACUUUUUUUAUGUAUGUACAUAUACAGGUGAACAGUUUGUUAUUUUUAAGUUGCUUUAACUCGAUCUUGAUCAGUAACAAUUUUAAAUCCUUAAAUCGGCUUGUUAAAGAAAUAUAAACGAAUUUAAAAAAUGGUGAAAGCAAAAAAAUUCAUUUACGCUAAAGCUUUUCAAGGUCAACCAAAAUCUGAAAAUUUUAAAUUGGAAGAAUUCGAACUUCCGGAAUUAAAGGAUGACGAAGUUCUUUGUGAAGCCAUUUUUUUGAGUGUUGAUCCAUAUAUGCGUCCGUACAUGAGCCGGUUUCCAGUAGGUUCAACAAUGAUUGGGGGACAAAUAGCAAAGGUUACAAACAGCAAACAUUCCAAAUUUCCGACAGGAAGCAUGAUUUAUGGGGAUUUUGGAUGGCAAACCCAUACAAUUUUUAAUCCGGAAAAUUUGAGUGAAACUUUUAUAAAUGAACCAAUUGUUUUGCCUAAUUUCGGUAAUUUACCAUAUUCUUACGCUUUAGGAUGCUUAGGAAUGCCCGGAAAUACUGCUUUUUUUGGGUUUUUGGAAAUAUGUCAACCAAAAAAAGGCGAGACUGUUGUUAUAACAGGAGCUGCUGGCGCAGUAGGAUGUUUGGUAGGUCAAAUUGCAAAAAUAAAAGGAUGUAUCGUUGUCGGUUUCGCUGGUACAGAUGAAAAAUGUAAAUGGUUAACAAAUGAAUGUCAAUUUGAUCAUGCUUUCAAUUACAAAACUUGCGACAUAACAAAAAGUCUUAAAGAAGCCGCACCGAAUGGUAUCGACUGUUAUUUUGAUAAUGUUGGUGGUGAAAUCAGUUCCACUAUUUUAAGACAAAUGAAUUUAUUUGGUAGAGUUUCAGUAUGUGGAUCGAUCUCUGUUUAUAACGAAAAUAUGGAAGAUUUACCUAAAGUAACUAUCGUACAACCGUUACUGCUUUUUAAACAAUUGAAAAUGGAGGGAUUCAUAGUUUCACGUUGGAAAAGCAGAUUUGGAGAAGGAUUUGCGUCAAUGUUAAAUUGGGUUAAAGAAGGAAAAAUAAAAUACAGAGAAACUGUAACAGAAGGCUUCGAAAACAUGCCAAAUGCAUUUAUGGAAAUGCUCAAUGGAAAAAACAUUGGGAAAGCUAUUGUUAAAAUUUAAAAAUUAAUGUUAUUUUAAGAUUAAUUAUUCUAAAUUUUUUUGCCAAAAUAAAAUAUUUUUACAUUGCUGAAA